GAAAGUUGGUUAAGGUUGCAGUAGGGGACGGUCCCAGUAUUGGACGGGCUGGGAGCCUUUUAACUAUCAAUGUAUCCCCCUUUUCAAAAGUUUCUACUUUAACUUGGGCAACGGAGGAAUAUGACAAGUCUGAUAGGCGCCUUUAGCACAACUUCUCAGCGCUGAGCGAGCGGAUUCUUCUUCAGAGGAGAAAAAUGAAGAAUAAAAACUUAAAGAGCCUGCCGAACCUCGCCGUGUUCAUAAUCCUCAUAUCGUCCCUGGUUCGGGACUCGGAGUCAGCGGCCUGCCAUGGCUGUGCGUCAGGAUCCAAGUGCGACUGCAGCGGAGUGAAAGGAGCCAAGGGGGAGAGAGGCCUUCCGGGACUUCAGGGCCAGCCAGGGGUGCCAGGUUUUCCUGGGCCAGAGGGUCCACUUGGACCCAAAGGGGAGAAGGGCGGCGAAGGGCCCCCCGGACCACCGGGUCCCAAAGGAAUCAGAGGACCUCCGGGGUUGCCAGGAUUCCCAGGAACUCCAGGAAUCCCGGGCCUUCCCGGACAAGACGGAGCCCCGGGACCCAGAGGACCUCCAGGAUGUAAUGGGACAAAGGGAGAACGAGGCUUUCCUGGACCGCCUGGAUUUUCCGGGUCUCCGGGGCAGAUGGGCCCUCCUGGUUUCCCAGGCGAGAAGGGUGACCCUGGUGACAUCAUCCCAGUGAAUCGCUUUGGGCAGAAGGGAGAACCCGGGCUACCCGGCCCUCCUGGUCUUCCUGGAAGCUCAGGACUUCCAGGAUUGGCUGGCCCAGUCGGGCCGCCUGGCCCCAGAGGUUUAGAGGGGUUUCCUGGACCUCCCGGCCCCCCAGGCCCCAAGGGUAAUAUGGGCUUGAAUUUCCAAGGACCGAAAGGGGAGAAGGGGGAACCAGGUCUGCGAGGGCCACCAGGCCCGCCGGGUCAGAUCGGGGAGGUGAAGAAGCCAAUGGACUCAGAGGUGCAGAAAGGAGAGAAGGGAGACCAGGGACCCCCUGGGCUACCCGGAGAGUCUGGUUUACCAGGACCACCUGGUCCAUCAAGGGGGCAGAAGGGUGAGAAGGGGGAACCAGGAGAGCCAGGAAAGAGGGGGAAACCCGGCAAAGAUGGCGACCCCGGACCCAUCGGCUUCCCGGGUGAAAAAGGAGACCCAGGUAUCCCAGGUUUUCCAGGGCGAGAUGGCCAAAGGGGUGAAAAGGGUGACCGUGGAUUCCCAGGACCUCCAGGCAUAGUGACUAAUGAAAUUGAAGUUGGUAGACCUGGACCUAAAGGUGAACCUGGACCUCCUGGUUUUCCGGGGAGAAAAGGAGACCAGGGACUUCCAGGUCUGCCUGGAUCUCCCGGACAGCCUGGGCUACCAGGUGUCGGGCUUCCUGGGCCCUCUGGCCAGCCUGGCUUUCCUGGAGAGCAGGGACAGAAGGGGGAUGAGGGAACCCCAGGUAUUUCCAUACCUGGCCCACCAGGCCAGCCUGGAGAAAUGGGUCUCCCAGGCCUGCAGGGACCCCCAGGACCACCAGGACCAACAAUAUCAGAUGGAGAAUGCCCUCCGGGGCCUCCAGGGCUGCCAGGUUUUCAAGGCGAACGAGGCUUUCCAGGAGAAGUGGGACAGAAAGGUGAAAAGGGGGAAACCUGUUUCAACUGCUUCACAGAGGUAGAUCCAGUGCCAGGGCCUCCAGGCCGACCUGGUCCCCCAGGAUUCCCAGGAAGUCCUGGGCUGCCAGGUCCCAAAGGUGACGUAGGGGUUCCAGGAAAUCCCGGUCUGACGGGGCCAGCUGGCCGACCAGGAGACCCAGGCUUGCCUGGAAUUCCAGGAGAGAAGGGAGAACCUGGAGAUGCCAUUUCUGUUGAUGGGAUAAAGGGGGAUAAAGGUGACCCAGGGUUCCCUGGUCCACCUGGGUUACCAGGCCUUGAUGGGAGACCUGGGCGUGACGGUGUCCCAGGCCCACCUGGACCAAAGGGGUUACUUGGUGCUUCAAUUAAAGGUGAACGUGGACCCACAGGACUGCCUGGUAGCCAGGGUCUUCCAGGAGAGAGAGGACCAACUGGACCACCAGGAUUUGGACCUCAGGGGCCACCUGGAGAGAAAGGUGUCCAGGGUGUGUCAGGCCGGACAGGGAACCCCGGUGUUCCAGGUCCUAAAGGUGAACCAGGCCAGACUCUGACAGAAAAGGGAGCCCCAGGUCCUAUGGGUCCACCUGGAGACACCGGUCCCCCAGGACCUCCAGGUUCUCCUGGUCAGCCUGGACAACCUGGGUUCCCAGGAUUACCUGGACCAAAGGGUGACCCAGGCCUACCCGGCAUUGGCCUACCUGGCCCACCAGGAGUAAAAGGUUUCCCCGGAGCUCCUGGCCCACCUGGAGCACUAGGGAUCCCAGGACGACCUGGCUUGGAUGGCCUGCCUGGUCAGCCUGGUCAACCGGGACCCAAGGGGGAGGCUGGGUUUGGAUUGCCAGGUCCCCCAGGGCCUCCAGGGCUCCCAGGCAGUAAGGGGCUCCUUGGUAUUAAGGGAGACCCUGGAUUCCCUGGUAACCCUGGCUCACCUGGACGUUCAGGUGUUGACGGCCCCCAGGGUUCCAAAGGUGACCCUGGUCGUCCUGGAUCACCUGGACCUCGAGGACCCCCAGGCCCUCCCUCCUUUGGCCUUCAGGGACCCCCUGGUCCCCCUGGUCCCCCUGGACCCAUGGGUCCUCCAGGUUUUCCUGGUGCAAAUGGCGAUAAGGGUGACCCUGGUCCACCAGGACUGGAUAUCCCAGGACUACCAGGAGACAGAGGCAACCCCGGCUUUCCUGGCACCCCUGGACCAGUUGGCCCUGCAGGCAACCCCGGACAACCAGGCCGUGAUGGCCAACCUGGGUUCCCUGGCCAGAAGGGUGAGAUGGGCACCAUGGGAACCCCUGGCCCGGUGGGUCCUCCAGGGAACCCCGGUGGUCCAGGAUUUCCUGGUCCUAAAGGAGAUGAUGGUUCCUCUGGGCGACCAGGCAGUCCAGGUGCUCUUGGGCUGAAAGGGGACAAAGGUGAUCCUGGAUUACCAGGCCCCCCAGGCCCAACACUGCCACCUUCUAUUCAUUCAAAAGGAGCUAAAGGAGAGCCAGGACCCCGAGGUUCACCUGGGCAGCCAGGUCAGAAGGGCAUCACUGGUCUACAAGGAGAUCCAGGUGCCCCAGGACAAGAUGGUGUCCCAGGAUUGCCCGGAGGACCAGGUCCAAAGGGAGAUCCUGGGUUUCCAGGUCAACCAGGUUCUUCCGGACCACCUGGGCCAAAAGGCAGUAUGGGAGAAAUGGGCCUUCCAGGCCCAUCUGGACUGAAGGGAAACCCAGGUCUGCCGGGUCGCUCUGGACAGCCUGGACAGCCGGGGUCCUCUGGACUUCCAGGCUCUAAGGGUGAUCCUGGGCCCCCGGGAACUGGCAUUCCAGGAUCCUCAGGGCCUAAGGGUGAUCCUGGCCAACCUGGUUUCCCUGGUAGUCCAGGACUAAAAGGACAGCCAGGUGUUCCGGGACUGCCAGGCUUACCAGGCAGCCCAGGAGCAAAAGGUGACCCCGGACCCCCUGGAUUCCAAGGAGCACCGGGUAUUCCUGGUCCAAAAGGUCAAGAUGGCCCCCCUGGGCCACCUGGAAUCAUUGGGCCUUCAGGACGUCCCGGAGAACCAGGGUUCCCAGGGCCUCCGGGACAACCUGGGGAAAAGGGUCAAGCUGGUCGUGAUGGCAUCCCUGGGCCAGCAGGAGAGAAAGGAGACCCAGGUGUUCCUGGCAUUGGAAAUCCCGGUCCCCCAGGGCUCCCUGGAUUACCAGGUCCAAAGGGUGACCCUGGAUUUCCUGGCACUGUGGGUCCUCCUGGAAUUCCUGGACCAAAGGGUGACCCAGGAUUUCCUGGUAUGCCAGGUAGCCCUGGUAACACUGGGCCUCCUGGGCCCCCCGGUCAGGCUUUACAAGGACCCAAAGGUAACUCAGGGCCCCCAGGCCCGCCAGGAAGAAGCGGUCCCCCAGGUCCGGAGGGACCCCGUGGCCCCCCAGGAAUUGGGGGGAUUAGAGGGGAGAAGGGAUUUCCUGGAAUCCCCGGUCAGCCUGGCCCUCAGGGACAGAAAGGAGAGGCUGGAUUCCCAGGUGUCUCGGGUCUUGACGGCCCUCCUGGCCCCCCGGGGCAGAAAGGUGACAUGGGAGUACCCGGAAUACCAGGCUUCAUAGGACUAAAGGGUCUGCCAGGUCCACCUGGUCCAAUAGGGUCCCCCGGAGAACUUGGAGACCCCGGACCCCCCGGACUUCCUGGAGAUCCAGGAGUGGCUCCUGCACCCAUUGUCCUGAAAGGAGAGCGAGGUCCCCCUGGAUCCCCUGGCCUGCCAGGUUCCCGUGGCCCCCCAGGACCAUCAGGAUUAGAGGGGCCGCCAGGUCAGCCAGGCAGCCCUGGGGACCCCGGCACUGACGGACCCCAAGGGUUCUCUGGACCAGCAGGACGCAAGGGGGAUCCUGGACCAUCUGGUCAGCCAGGCCAGCGUGGCUACCCAGGCCCACCAGGGUCAGAUGGGCCCCAGGGGCUCCCUGGCCUGCCUGGGACCGGCUCAGUGGCUCACGGCUUCCUGAUCACACGCCACAGCCAGACCACAGAUGUGCCGAUUUGUCCGGAGGGAACAAGCUUAAUCUAUGACGGUUACUCGCUGCUGUAUGUGCAGGGCAACGAGAGGGCUCAUGGGCAGGACCUGGGCACGGCAGGUAGCUGCCUGCCCCGGUUCAGCACCAUGCCCUUCAUGUUCUGCAACAUCAACAACGUCUGCAACUUCGCCUCCCGCAACGACUACUCCUACUGGCUGUCCACUCCAGAGUCAAUGCCUAUGAGCAUGGCGCCCAUCACCGGAGAGAGCAUAAAGCCCUUCAUCAGCAGGUGCACCGUGUGCGAGGCCCCAGCCAUGGUGAUCGCAGUCCACAGUCAGACCAUCCGGGUACCAAAAUGCCCAGACACUUGGGACGUGCUGUGGAUCGGUUACUCCUUCAUGAUGCACACCAGCGCAGGGGCAGAGGGCUCCGGUCAGGCCCUGGCAUCCCCUGGUUCCUGCCUGGAGGAGUUCCGCUCGGCCCCCUUCAUUGAGUGCCAUGGCCGGGGCACCUGUAAUUACUACGCCAACUCCUACAGCUUCUGGCUCGCCACCGUAGAUAGCUCAGAAAUGUUCAGGAAGCCCCAGGCAGAGACUCUGAAAGCAGGGGACUUGCUGACACGCGUGAGCCGCUGCGUAGUGUGCAUGAAGAGGACGUAACAGCGUGGAGCCGCUGGCGACGGGGGCGGGGCCGGGGGGAGGGCAGGUGACGAGCUGACACAGCAACGAAAUGCGGACAGCGAGCGCAACUUCAAUGGUGCAUUGUCUUCCAUUUCAAUUCCAUGGUGCUACUGUGCAACGCUGCAAAACUGAAAAUGACAUUUCUUUUUCAAGAAGUACCUCAGAAAGAAAUGAGAAAAAAAAAAC
This is a messenger RNA of Scleropages formosus (Asian bonytongue), 5450 nucleotides long. It is a transcript of the gene col4a5, whose product is annotated as collagen, type IV, alpha 5 (Alport syndrome). Bases 195 to 5243 code for a protein of 1682 amino acids. Gene Ontology annotation, molecular function: extracellular matrix structural constituent conferring tensile strength. Gene Ontology annotation, cellular component: collagen trimer. The record is from RefSeq and is a predicted model, not a curated record. Gene Ontology annotation, biological process: extracellular matrix organization. The transcript is spliced from 50 exons. NCBI's taxonomy places the organism in Eukaryota, Metazoa, Chordata, Actinopteri, Osteoglossiformes, Osteoglossidae.